UUAUUUCUUUUAUUUCCUAUUUAUGCUUUCAUUUUCAUAACUUCUUUGAUCUCUCUUCUUCUUUUCUCUUUCCGCUCUAAUACAUUGUCCUCAAUUAAUAUUAGUAAUUGGUAGAAUGCCACAAAAAGAUGCUGCUCAUCUUGACCCUUUCCUAUUUUUUUCUUCUUAGCCCUCAGAAACAUAUAUCGCAGCAUUGGGUAUGGAGAUCGAAAGCCAAUCUCUCCAUCUUCCGGAAGAAAUCAUUGGAGAAAUACUGCCAAGACUGCCGGUGAAAUCACUGUUGAGACUCAGGUGCGUUUCGAAAUCAUGGCACUCUUUAAUUGGCACCGAAAGAUUCAUAAAAAAACACCACCAAAAUUCGAUGAAAAACCCAUCUUUCACCCAACAAAGGUUCAUUAUAGAAACGAAUUUGCUUGAAUGGCCUAAGCAAUGUUCUCUGCUGUCGGUUUUGAGCGGACCAAUAAAUACUAUCCCUUUUUCUCCUUUAGCUUAUCCAACGAAUACUACAUUAUUUUCUCGUUUAGCUUAUCCAAGGAAUACUACAUUGCCAAUGGGAUAUGACAUUGUGGGGAGCUGUAAUGGGCUGCUCUGCAUUGUCAAUGAUGAGAAUAUAUUUCACUUGUGGAACCCAUCCACUAGAAUAAUCUCCAAGAAACUGCCAGAAAUUUCAAUUGUUAAUGAUCUCGACGAUUUUGAUAAUUUUGGAUUCGGUUGGGUUGAAUCGAGUGAUGAGUACAAGGUGUUUGUGAAUGUGGUUGAAUGGAACUCCAGCGUUGGUGAAAUUUAUAGUACAAGGACAAAAUCAUGGAAAACAAUUGAGCUCUGCCCAUAUUUCAUUCCAUUUUGCAGGGAGGGGCUGUUUGGAGGUGGGAAGCUUUACUGGAUGUACGACGAUGAUGAAGUUAUUAUUUUCUUGGACUUGAAGAGUGAGGUGUUUGGAAGGAUUGAAAUUCCCUCUGAUCAAGAGAAGAUGUAUGGAGAGAUUGAUCGAGAGAAGUACGCCAUUGACGUGGGUGUGCUUGGUGGUUUCGUUUGUGUGCUAUGUUUUAAUUAUCAAAUUAGAGGCUAUCGAGUUUGGGUUAUGAACGAGUCUUGGGAGGAAGUGGUGACUCUUUCUCACCUUCUUGAGCUUCUUCAACCACCAUUGGUGAAAGGUCUAAAUGGAGAGAUUUUGGUAAAUUGUGGAUCCAUUGUGGUGGUCUAUGAUUGUCGGGAUAAUGUGUUCCGCAACCUCAAGUAUUGUUCCUGUUGUGAGGAUACUGGGUUCAGCAGCCACGGGGAUUGUGUCGAUUCAAGUUCACAUGAUGUCUAUGUUGAAAGUUUAGUCUGGCCAGAAGAUUUAUGAAACAAGUCUUAGAACAUGAUUGUGGGAAGCUUUACUGGAAGGACGGACAUGAUAAAGUUAUUAUUUUCUUGGACUUGAAGAGUGAGGUGUUUGGAAAUAUUGAGCUUCCCUUUGAUCAAGAGAAGUACGGCUUUGUGGGUGUGCUUGGUGGUUUCCUUUGUGUGCUAUGUUUUAUUAAUUAUGAAAGAGGUUAUCGAGUUUGGGUUAUGAAGGAGUCUUGGGAGAAAGUGGUGACUCUUUCUCAUCUUCUUGAGCUUCUUCAACCACCAUUGGUGAAAGGUCUAAAUGGAGAUAUUUUGGUAAAUUUUGGAUCCAUUGUUUUUGUCUAUGGUUGUCGGGAUAAUGUGUUCUGUAACCUCGAGAGUUUCUUUUCUUUGUCAUGUCAUGUCUAUGUUGAAAGUUUAGUCUCGCCAAAGGAUUUAUGAUACAACGUAUUAGAACAUGAUAGUGAGUGGAUUCAUAGCUAAUAUUCUGGAUUUAUGUUGAAAGUUUUGUCAUGUCUUGUUAUGCAUAGUUAAUAUUCUGGAUUUCUUAUGGUUUAUCAUAGAUUGUGUUUCUUCUGGAA
Molecule: messenger RNA, 1910 nt
Organism: Salvia miltiorrhiza (redroot sage)
Lineage: Eukaryota; Viridiplantae; Streptophyta; Magnoliopsida; Lamiales; Lamiaceae
Product: F-box/kelch-repeat protein At3g06240-like
Exons: 2
Coding region: 200-1345 (381 amino acids)
Molecular function (GO): protein binding
Source: RefSeq, a predicted model, not a curated record